Brassica oleracea var. oleracea is the source of this 519-nucleotide messenger RNA. Its product is annotated as glycine-rich protein DOT1-like. Lineage: Eukaryota; Viridiplantae; Streptophyta; Magnoliopsida; Brassicales; Brassicaceae. The transcript has a single exon. The record is from RefSeq and is a predicted model, not a curated record. The coding region runs from base 41 to 349 and encodes 102 amino acids.
AACACAAACGAUAAUUCUUAACUAAAUAGAAUAUUUUAAAAUGGCCAGGCUCCAUGGUAUGGUUCUUCUCAGUUUAUUGGUUCUUUCGGGUUUACUUAUAAUAACCGAGAGUCGGGUUGCAAGAAAGGACUUGGGGAUAGGUGUUGGACUGGGUGUUGGGUUGGGAAUUGGUCUUGGUGGUGGCUCGGGAUCUGGUGCUGGUGCUGGGGCUGGUUCAGGCUCUCGGUCUAGUUCAUCAUCUAGCUCAAGCUCAUCUUCGAGUUCAAAUUCUGGUGGUUCAGGUGGCUCGGCUGGAUCGUCUGCUGGUUCUUUUGCCGGUUCAAGGGCUGGAUCAGGAUCUGGUAACUAAAUCCACAAGUUAUGUUUUCCAAACAAUGAGGGAAACUGAAUAAGUGAAUGUAAUGUUUUUAUUUUUCCUAUAAUGAUGGUUUGAAGUGUACGCUAUAGUAGCUAAAAUUGUGUGGAUUGGAUUAAUCAUCCAUGUUAUUUCCUUGCAAAAAAAAAGUUGUCUUGACGGGA